AUGAGUAACCUCAUUCCUCUGGAGUGUCUUCAGCUUAUACUCGAUAACUUAAAAGAUGACCUAUAUAACACAAGUUCUGCUGCAAACAGAUGCCUUUCUGUAAAAUGUCACUCUCAAGCAACUAGCUUACUUGAUGCUUAUAUUUCUUGUCUUAUACAACUCAACAAGGUCACUUUAGUCGAAAAAGGCAUUGUGUCUCUGUCAAUUAGACCUCCAAUGUUCAACUAUGUCCAAUUUUUAAAAUGUCUUGAUCUUUACGAAUUAUAUAUGGCUAUCUAUGAUUAUAAAGAUUAUAAAUUAAAUGGAAAAAAGUCUCGUUUUCCUCUAUCUCCAAAAUUUAAUAGCGUUCCAAGAAAACGACUUCCCCUAAAACUGGAUGGUACUCAUUUAGUAACCUCGGAUGAUUGUAGAUUAGUUUUAAAUUUUUUUUUUCGUGAAAAUUUGGGUUCUUUAAAUCAUAAUGAUGAAUAUCGUUGGAUGG
Molecule: messenger RNA, 481 nt
Organism: Racocetra persica
Lineage: Eukaryota; Fungi; Glomeromycota; Glomeromycetes; Diversisporales; Gigasporaceae
Source: the annotation of a GenBank genome assembly